Myotis daubentonii (Daubenton's bat) is the source of this 2757-nucleotide messenger RNA. RefSeq names its product grainyhead like transcription factor 3 (gene GRHL3). Gene Ontology annotation, cellular component: nucleus. Gene Ontology annotation, molecular function: DNA-binding transcription activator activity, RNA polymerase II-specific; RNA polymerase II cis-regulatory region sequence-specific DNA binding. Gene Ontology annotation, biological process: regulation of transcription by RNA polymerase II. Lineage: Eukaryota; Metazoa; Chordata; Mammalia; Chiroptera; Vespertilionidae. The record is from RefSeq and is a predicted model, not a curated record.
GUCGAAUGAACUUGAGUGAGUAAACAUCGGUGGAUGCCUGGCGCUCUCUGAGCGUGGAGGCUGGAUGGGAUUUCCAGAAGGGGAAAGAGCAGGGAGGCCGCCGGCGCCAGGAUUCACAGAGCAAUUUGUACGGUUUCAGGUCUGUGCGGCUGCUAAAGAAUGACCCAGUCAACUUCCAGAAGUUCCCCUACACUAAUGAAGACGAGGCCUGGAAGACCUACCUGGAAAACCCCUUGACGGCCGCCACAAAGGCCAUGAUGAGAGUCAAUGGGGAUGAUGACAGCGUUGCGGCCCUGAGCUUCCUCUAUGAUUACUACAUGGGUCCCAAGGAGAAGCGGAUCCUGUCCUCCACCACCGGGAGCCGGAACGACCAAGGAAAGAGGUACUACCAUGGCAUGGACUAUGAGAUGGACCUCACCCCCCUUGAAAGUCCCACGCACCUCAUGAAGUUCCUGACAGAGAACGUGUCUGGAACCCCAGAAUACCCAGAUGUGCUCAAGAAGAAUAACCUGAUGAGCUUGGAGGUGGCCAUGCCCUCCCCGGGCAAGGCAGCUGCCCUCCCCGCGGGCCCCAGCAAGCUGGAAGCUGGUUCUGUGGACAGCUACCUGCUGCCCACCAGUGAUGUGUAUGAUAAUGGCUCCCUCAACUCCUUGUUUGACAGCAUUCAUGGGGUGCCACCCGCACAGCGCUGGCAGCCAGACAGUACCUUCAAGGAUGACCCGCAGGAGUCGCUGCUCUUCCCAGAUAUCCUGAAAACGUCCCCGGAACCCCCCUGUCCAGAGGACUACCCUAGCCCCAAGAGUGACUUUGAGUACACCCUGGGCUCCCCCAAAGCCAUCCACAUCAAGUCAGGCGAGUCGCCCAUGGCCUACCUCAACAAGGGCCAGUUCUACCCCAUCACCCUGCGGACCCCUGCAGGCGGCAAAGGCCUUGCCUUGUCCUCCAACAAAGUCAAGAGCGUGGUGAUGGUUGUCUUUGACAACGAGAAGGUCCCGGUAGAGCAGCUGCGGUUCUGGAAGCACUGGCAUUCCCGACAGCCCACAGCCAAGCAGCGGGUCAUCGACGUGGCUGACUGCAAAGAGAACUUCAACACCGUGCAGCACAUUGAGGAGGUGGCCUACAAUGCACUGUCCUUCGUGUGGAAUGUCAGCGAGGAGGCCAAGGUGUUCAUCGGCGUCAACUGCCUCAGCACAGACUUCUCGUCGCAGAAGGGGGUAAAGGGUGUCCCCCUGAACCUGCAGAUUGACACCUAUGACUGUGGCUCCGCCACCGAGCGCCUGGUGCACCGCGCUGUCUGCCAGAUCAAGAUCUUCUGUGACAAGGGAGCUGAGAGGAAGAUGCGGGAUGAUGAGCGGAAGCAGUUCCGGAGGAAAGUCAAGUGCCCCGACUCCAGCAACAAUGGCAUCAAGGGCUGUCUGCUGUCCGGCUUCAGGGGCAAUGAGAUCACCUACCUGCGGCCGGAGGCCGACCUGGAAACCCCGCCCGUGCUGUUCAUUCCCAACGUGCACUUCUCCGGCCUGCAGCGUCCUGGCGGGGCAGUGCCCUCGGCAGGACAGGGCGGCUCCAACAGGCUGCCUCUGAAGCGGACCUGCUUGCCCUUUGCUGAGGAGCUGGAGCCUCUGCCCUCCAAACAGGCUAAGGAAGAUGACCUGCAGAGAGUUCUGUUGUAUGUGCGGAGGGAGACUGAGGAGGUGUUUGACGCCCUCAUGUUGAAGACCCCGGACCUGAAGGGGCUGAGGAAUGCGAUCUCUGAGAAGUAUGGGCUUCCUGAAGAGAACAUUUACAAAGUCUACAAGAAAUGCAAGCGGGGAGCCCUGAAGGCAAGGGGCCUCCCACAGUCUAGCCACGUCUCUUCUCUUCCAGAAUCUUGGUCAACAUGGACAACAACAUCAUUCAGCAUUACAGCAACCAUGUCGCCUUCCUGCUGGACAUGGGGGAGCAUGAUGGCAAGAUUCAGAUCACCCUUAAGGAGCUGUGAGGACCCCGCGGGGAGCUCCGGGCCGGGAGCCAGCUGCCAGUGGCCCCCUGCCGCACACAACCUCUCCUCAUGCCUCAGUGCCGUUACUUGAACGCCUUCCCAGAGGGAAGAGGCCCGCGUCCCCGACGUCAGGGCCAAGAAGGGACCUGGGAGGUGUCCUGACCCGAGCCCCCACCUCAUGCUUGAAUCCACUCUGAGCGCCUGCCAGCGCCUGCCCAGCCAGACAGCGCCGUCUUGGUGAGCGCCCGGCAGACGCUUUCCUCCUCCGCCGCUGCUCUGCGGGCUGCCUAUCCCGGUGCUGGAGGCGGGCCUCGCUCCCAAAGCCGACCUGACCGCUGGCCGCUCCCAUUCUUGGUCGUCCCACCGACUUCAGACCAAGGAUCUCUCACCCUGUGGUCAGUUAACUUGAACACUCUCGGUUUCCAGUGCAAAUGACUUUGAAAAGACACUGUGGUGGACGCACCUCUUUCUCAUGGACGUCCCCCGGGCCCGAUGUAAAUAAUAGAGCUGAUCGGCCACGACCACGUGGCUGCUCCAUAAAUGACCGACCACCCUGCUCACUGCUGUACACAUUUCUCACUUACAGUUUUCAUUUAUGUUAUAAAUAUAUAAGUAUAUAUUGUAUAUAUAUAUGCAACGUUUUAUAUUUUCACGGAUACAUUUUUAUCAUUUCAAAAAAUGUGUAUUUCACAUUUCUUGGACUAUUUUUUUAGCGGUUAUUCAGUUAUGCAUUUUGUAUACUCAUAUAGUAUUUAGUAAUAAAAUUCUGCCUAUGUAUU